AUGGGAAUAGAAUCGCCAUUAAUGACUGAUUCUUAAGGAAAACCAUUUGAUAAAUUUUAUGAAUUGCCAAACGGAUGUAUAUGUUGCACGGCAAAAGGUGAUUUAUUAAAUGCUAUAGAAUAUUUAAUUUAGGAUGAAAAAUAUAAAUUAGAUUAUAUUUUAAUUGAAACUAAUGGUUUAGCUGAUCCUUCUGAAACAAUAAAAAACUUUUGGGUGGAUGAUAAUUUAGAAAGCCCUGCUUAAUUAAAAUCUAUACAUACAGUAUUAUCAGCAUAUAGAUUUAAAUAAUUAAAAAAAGACAAUAUAUUUAUAAAGCAAUUAAUAUAUGCUGAUACUAUUUUAAUUAAUUAAAUAGACAAAUCAAAUAAAGAUGACAUCGAUUAUAUUUAAAAAGAUCACGAACAUGGAAGUGAUAAAAUUAAAUCGAUUUUUUUCGAAUUAGACUAUGAGUUUGAUUUUAAAAGUUUGGAAAAUAAAAUUGGAUAGUUAGUAUGGGAAUAAGAAAAUAUAUUUAUUCAUAGAAUUAAAGGAAUUAUAAAAAUUUUAAAUGAUAAUUUUAUAUAUGAAUUAUAAGGUGUAAAAGAUAUAUUUGAAAUCAAAAAAAGUAAUGUUUUAUGGAAAAAUGGUUAAAAUAGCAAGUUUUUAUUUAUUUGUGAAAAUUUAACAAAAGAUUAAAUUAUAUAAAAAUAUAAAUCUAUAUUAUAUAAACAAAAUAUAAAAUUCGAAAUCAUAUAAUAAUAUUAUGUCAUGGAUUUAAAGGUAGUUCAUAUGAUAUGA
This is a messenger RNA of Ichthyophthirius multifiliis, 777 nucleotides long. RefSeq lists its product as hypothetical. The record is from RefSeq and is a predicted model, not a curated record. Gene Ontology annotation, cellular component: cytoplasm. Lineage: Eukaryota; Ciliophora; Oligohymenophorea; Hymenostomatida. The transcript is spliced from 8 exons.